GACGGGAGGGAGGAGGAGGAGGGGAAAGGUGUUGGUGAAUGGGCCGGUUUGGCAGGCCGGGAGGAUCAUAAAUCGGUGUGUAAUUUUGACAAGCAGCAUUCCACAUGGUUUGACACGCGGGGCUCUUGGCUUGGCUUGGGAGGGAGGGGCUUAGCCAGCGCACACGGGGACUGGAUCGCUCUGCCUCCUGGCCUCCAGCUCGGUGCCGCACGCCGUGAGGCGGCCAAGGUGCUCAGCCAGUGUGUGUGCGCGUGUAGAUGCCCCCGCGCUCUCUCUGGCUCAAUCUCUCGCGCCGAGAGCUCGUCUGCGACUCGCCGUGUCAUAGUCAGCGCUCAACUCACUUUCCCUGGCUCUUCACCUUGUUUUCACCCUCCCCCAAACCUCCCACACGCACCCACCCCUCCCUGCCACCCCACACCCCUUUCUGCUCGGAGGCUGAGCGAUUGUUGUGUGAGCGACGCUCGGAGUUGGAAGGAGGGGGUAAUAGGGGAGGCGGAGUUCACCCCUUUCCCCUCACUUAGCCGUGGUAGACGGAUCGACGAAAAGUGAAGGAAGUCGCCGAGGACCGGGAUUUAAACCAUCUUCAGGAUUUACUACAGACGGUGGGGACUGUUUCAGAGCAGGGGGGUGAGAGACAAGAGAGUGAGCCAAGCUUUCAAACCAUACUUGCUUUGCGUCGCAGACUGCCAGGAAAAACGCCAGACGACUUGUGUGCCCGAGUCUUGUGUCGGUCGGUCGGUGGGUUGCUUCGUUGGUGACUUGUGUGUAUUCUUGAGGGAAUGGUGAAGGGCUGGACGAAGAAGCAAGAACUGACGUUUCGUUCAGGGGACCCUGCCUGCAGAACGACCGGCGAGUCAAGUGUGCCACCACACCUCAACGGUCAGGCGAUGGACAUGGAGACGAGACCCGAGAUUCCAGUGUUGUGGCGCAGCAGCAUCGCUACAAGUUUGCCGGAACUUCCAUAGCUACCCAGCAUGCAAGGCAUCCACCCCUAACCUCCAGGUCUUCAGUUCUCCCUCAUCCCCAUACACUUGCUACCCCCCCCCCUCAACUCUCGUCCCUCUAAAUACUCACCCCGCGCGCACACCCAGUGCGGUCCCGAGUCAGCUGUUGGCCGCACGCGCGCAAAACACGCACACCCUUCCCCUUCUCCUCCUCCCCCCACCCCUGUACGUUGUCCGGCCAGCCCGGCCAGCGAGUGUCUGCCUUACGUAAAGAGGUCGCCCGCGCGCGAGGGAGGGGUGGACUAUUUGCCGACGCGCAAAAGGGGGCUCAGUCAAGCACGACCGCCCCGAUGUAGACGGUGAAUGGCUGAAAUAUGUUUUUAUUUGGAUGGGAAUACAUUACUGGCCGGCCAGCGUCCGCUCGCGAUCAUCACUUGCCCGCGCGCUGUUUCACUGACAGGACAACACCACGAGAGAGAGAAAGGACUUACAGGGCCAGCGCUUUACUCUUCGUCGCCAUCUCUCUCGUGCGCGCGCCACUCGCAUUUGUGUAGUCUGUGUGUCCGUGUGUGCCGGCCGGCCAAUCAAAAGCCUUGUAACAAUUUGAUUAUGAUAAUCUCCUGGGCGCAUAAUUGAUAUUCAUAAUUUAGACAUGCGCACGAGGCCUGGGCGUCUAUAAUCACCACAAUAUUGCUAGCCCUCGGCUCCUGUCACUCGAGGGGGCCAGAGUUCAGCGCAAUGUCGCGGCGAAAACAGUCGCAUCCCCGUCACUUGGAAAACGAUGGUGAUACGGGACUCCUACCUGACAGCGGACUCGAUGCCUCGUUUAAACAAGAUGACGAACUCGCAGAAAGAGACGACACAGAUUUUAUUAGGUCCAGCGCGUGCAGUAGGUGUCACGUGGACUUCUUGGACCCAGCAGACCUACUGGCCCACGAAAAGAUCUGUAACGGUCGCCGCUUGGUCCCGGCGUUCGCCGACCUGGAGCCGCCGCCUGUAGGCUUAUCGUCCGAUCCAGUGGUGUUUGCCAAACCAGCACCAGGGACGGAAGUCGAGGAUGACGAAGAGGAGGAGGUUGAGGAAGAAGGCAUGUUGCAAGAGGAGCUGCUAGGGGAGAUGCAAGGCGAGGUAGAGGACGAAGAGGAGGUGGAAGAUGAUGACGAUGAUAUCGACUCGACCCUGCAGUCCGAGGAUGACUAUCUGCAGGGUUCGCUGUCCCUGGCUGGCGGUGGGAAAGACUGUGAGGAUGGCGACAACUUCUUUUACGGCUCUGCCGCGGAGCCGGCAACAGGCACUCCCACCGCUACAACCACCAUCACCACCACCGCUACCAAGGGCGAGGAUGGCAAAAAGAAAGCCAGUGGCGUGGGCAGCAACCACGGUGAUGACAGCAGCGCCCACAUCCUUUCCCCGUAUUCCACCAUGACCGCCUCUGCUGCAGCUGCGAUUGCGUCCGGAAUCUUCCCCACAUCCAACGUGACUCUGGAGCCGAUGGCGGCCACUAAAGCGGCCGUGGCCCAGUUUGCCGAGAACAACGCCUUCCCAAUGACACUGCUUUGCUCAAGAGCAUGCUGAUGGAUCUCCAGAAGACGCAGAUGAUUCAGUGGCAGGUGAUCCACCAGCUUCAGAGCGCCCUCGCCAGCAAGCUUACCGCUAGUGCAGGAGGCGGGGGGUCGGCUCCCGACGUAGGACCCAGCACCCCACUUCCGGGCCCCCUGGGUUUACCCCCGCAUCUCGCGCAUUUGAUGCUUCCUCCUCAGAUGUCACAUCUGGGCCUGGCUGCCGGGCACCAUCCUCUGUCCCAGCAGGGGCUCGCCAGCUACCUGUCUUCCCAAGCAGAUAAACUGAAGGAAGUAAAUAAAAGACCCACAGAGAUCGACCACAACGACGACGAUGACGAUGAAGACAACAAGAAGAAGAUCAAACAAGAUGACACGUGCGAUGAUGAGCACAGAGAAGAAAGUCGAGAAGGGUCUUCGGCCUCUAGUAAGGCUCCCGAAGCGACGAAAACAUCCACACCUUCAUCGGCUCCUCCCUCCACGACCUCCAUGCCCAUACUACCGCCCUCUGCAAUCACCACCAUCGCCAACCUCUCAAACAGUAUUGGUAGUAUUGGUGGGAAUGGUGCUGCUACAUCAGGUGCUGGCACCUCCAGUGGUGCUCCUGCCGUCAGCAUCAAGAGGGAGAACCUCGGUUCCGCAACCUACGGCUCAGCGUCACUGUCGGCCCUCCAGCGAGAAACCGAUGCCCUGAAGGCCUCCAUUCUGCCCGGCAUUCACAUGCCAAUGACCCCAGAAGAAUACAGAGGCUAUUGCCAGAGAGGGACAGUUCUGGAACGGUCCCAGUACGCCUGCGAUGACCCGUUCUUUAAGCACAAAUGCCGCUUUUGCCAUAAGGUGUUUGGCAGUGAUAGUGCUCUGCAAAUACACGUGCGAUCACACACUGGUGAGCGCCCCUUCAAAUGCAACAUAUGCGGCAACCGGUUUUCAACCAAAGGAAACCUGAAAGUUCACUUUGAACGACACAAAGCCAAGUAUCCUCACGUCAAAAUGAACCCGAAUCCGGUACCCGAACACCUGGAUCGUUUGCCUCUCCCUCCCGUUGUUCCGCCACCUAUAAAUACCAGCACACCCAUUCCUCCAUCUCUGCCUCUACCCCCGGGUAUAUUGCACCAUACAGAGCCUCAUCAUCCGACUCUACCUCCAAGGCUGAUGUUCCCCGGCGGCGGUCCUGGCGGGCUAUUUCCUUCGGGCCUAGGUCCAAGCUUCAUGUCUCCACCUCUGCCUCGUCUUCCUGGUCCGCAUUUCCCUCCACGUACAAUAAGCAGCCUCGUGUCCCCGCAGCCCAAAAUGGAGCCACUGCUACCUAGUCCCAAACACAGUCCGAGAGAUACACCCACUUCUGUGCCACACCUGGACCCAAACCGAGCUCCAUCGAGAUCUGAAAGUGAGACUGUCGCGCCACGUUCCGGACCCACUCCUGAUGGUCACAAGUCCGCUGGCAGCAUCGCCAGCAACAGCAGUAGCAGUAGUGGUAGUAGACCCCCUAGUUCUCCGCCAAUGCCAUCAAUACCUCCCUUAUCGUCAUUUUCUGGCCAGGCCUGCUCCACCCAGAGCAUUGUUAGCUCCUCCGUCAGUCCCCUCACAACGGUUUGCUCUUCCAUGUCUUCAGCCAACCCUUUACCUCCUCUAAUACCCAGCCACUCCUCGCUGUCUGGCCACCUGCCGGUAUCACAGCCCCUUAUGCUCCCUCAUCCAGCGCAGAGUUUCACUAGUCACAGUCUGCCCAUGACUCCGACCUCAUUUCCACUGCCUUCCCCUCUCAGCUCUAGUCUUCCCAUGAUGCGCAGUCCAGCAGCUCCCUUUGUUCCUCCUCCACCCCUUCCUGGUGCCCCAGUCGACGGGCUUUUUCGUAAUUCCAUCAUACCCAGCAAGACCAUCGACCCGUCGGAGAACCUCGAGCAGUACAUGGAAAUUCAGAAAUCGGAGACAUCCAAACUGGAAGCUCUAGUCAAGAACAUCGAGCAGAAGAUCACGGACCCCAAUCAGUGCGUCAUCUGUCACCGGGUUCUCAGCUGCAAAAGCGCACUUCAGAUGCACUACCGGAUCCACACAGGGGAGCGGCCUUACAGGUGCAAAAUAUGCGGGCGUUGUUUCACCACUAAAGGUAACUUGAAGACUCACAUGGGCGUCCACCGUGCCAAGCCUCCCGUCAGGAUGAUGCAUCACUGCUCCAUCUGCCGCAAGCAGUUCACCAACCUUCUUGUGCUGCAGCAGCACAUUCGCAUGCACACUGCAGCUGCCAUGCAAGGCAUGCCUCCGCACUUGUUUCCUCAGCUACCUUUUCCGCCAGGCUUGCCUCAGCACCACAAGGCCUUUGAGCCAUUUGAUCUCUCUCGACCCCACGAGCCCAAGGAGCUUGACCUCAGCAAAGGAAGUUCGGGCCAUUAUGGGAUGGGGGCUGAACGCCGAGAGCUCGGUGGCUACCAUGGUGACGGACAGGAUGGAAGUUUGCGGGACAGUGAGGAUGAGAAUAUGGACGAGGAGUUGAGAAAGGAACUAGACGACAACAUGGAAGAUGACAGCAUGGAUGGCAUGGAUGACCACGACGGCGACGGCUACGGCACGGCGGACGAGCACCCUGGUGGUGUGGAUCCAACCUCCCACCACGGCGGCCACUCUACUUACAGUGAGAAUGGCGACUCCGAUCGCCCCGAUUCCAACAUGUCUGCGCCUUACAACUUCGACUCGCUGCCCCCCAAUCAGCCCAUACCUCCAACCUCCGAUGGCAUGGACAGCUUCAUGCCUUCGUCUUACCCUCACCCCAAGUACAACACAUCUCUCGCUGCCCUUGAGGAGCGGGUCAAGGCCAUCGACAGCCACUCGGCGCAGACGUCCUUUGAAAGGUUCCGCAACAGCAUGGGCUUAGGUUCCAGUCCUUUCUUUUUGGACAAAUCCUUAUCCCCAGGAUCCCUUGGACACAACACCGGCGGAGGAGAGAAAUCACCUAUCUCCCCACGCAGUCAAGGCCCAUCAGAAACUGGCUCCGACCUGAGCAGAGACGAUUCUAAGUCUUCGGUGGCCGACUAUGGCCUGAACCCACUGGGCUUCUCUAUGUUUGGAGGGUUGGACGCUGGCAGGAUGGGGAAUAGUAAACUCAGCACGACCUGCAACAUUUGCUACAAAACAUUUGCAUGUCGCAGUGCUCUUGACAUCCACUACCGCAGCCACACUAAAGAAAGGCCGUUCAAAUGUGAUGCUUGCGAUCGCGCCUUCUCCACCAGAGGGAACCUGAAGCAACACACUCUGACUCACAAAAUUCGGGACUUCCCAGACUCCAAAAUGACCGACGACGGUGACAGCUCGCACAGCAACAACGCCAUGGCGGACGAAAAUUAUGACAAAGAGUGUAGAGAUGAAGAAUCGCAAAAUGUAGAGGAUCGACACUCGCCAGCCGAGCCCCUUGUCAACGGCAACACACUGGCAGAGGCACCAACAGAUUCCAACAUCAAGGCAUCACCACCGUCUUCUGCGUCCAACUCACCCUCCGCCUCCUCCCAGCAACGCGUGCCUCAGUGUUCAUCAGAUGCCGACUCGCAGCUAAAGAACCCGCCAUACCCUAGCACCAGCAGCAACAACAACAACAGCAUCAUCGCCAACAAGAACAGCGUUCCCCAAGGCAGAGAUAACGAGGCCAGCGUUGUGGUGAAAAAUGAACACCACUCCUCAUCCUCGUCCUCGCCAUCGUCGGGUGGGGGAGAGUCUGGGGUGAAGCGGCACAAGCACCAAUGUAUGACAUGCAAUAAGGUGUUCUCCAGCGCCAGCGCCUUGCAGAUCCACACCAGGACUCACACCGGCGAUAAACCUUUCAAGUGCACCGUCUGUGGAAAGGCGUUCACGACGCGAGGUAACCUCAAGGUUCACAUGGGUACCCACAUGUGGAACAACUCUCCAUCCCGCAGAGGACGCCGCAUGUCCAUAGACCCGCCAUUCCUGCUGGGACACAUGAGGGAACACCCAUAUUUGCCAUCGGGGGCAUUUCCACCUGCCCCACGUCCGCCGCCACCUGACAUGUUCUUCCAGUACCCACCCAGCUUCAUGAACGGCCUCUCGCCAAAGCUCAAUGAGAUUCCAGUCAUUCAAAGCGUCAACGGAGGACUAGGUCACCACCUACCGCCCGUAUACCCGAUGCCGCAUCAUUACCCACCCAGCAGCAAGGAUGAUCAUCAUCUCAAGCACCCAGUAGACCUCCUCCUAGGCCGCAGUAGUGGCGAUAUCCGAGAGCGAGGCGACGAGAGAGGGCGUGAGCAUCUCUCUUCCCUACAUGCCCGCUCGCCGCAUUCUGCUCCUUCCCCUCUGAACCAACGGAUGUCUGUUGAUGUUUCCCAGGCAGGCAGCCUCACGGCAUCUGGAGAGCUCGACCUCAGCAUGAAAACCGUGCAGCCGCAGCAGCAGCAGCAGCAGCUAUCAGCAUUUGGCAAGACCGUCAGUCCUUCACGGCCAUCACCUGGCUCCCACCCUGCUUCCCCUGCCACGAUCUCCUCUCCCUUGCUGGUGACCAACGGCGGCAGUGACAGCAGCAGCGGGAUGUCCCCGCUACACAACAAGGAAAGUGGUGGUGGACACGAGCUCCGGCGCCCCUCCGCGUCGCCUCCCUCGCCGUGGCUGUGGAACGCCGCCAGCUGCCAUCACUGCGGACAGACCUUCCAGACGACCGCGGCCCUUGAGCAGCACAUCCAGACCAAGCAUCUUCAGAACGAGGCUCAUUCCGCCCAGAAAGCCGUGGCCGUAUAACAACAGACUGCCUCCGAAACAGAACUGUGUUGUUGGAAAAACGGACCAUCUUACUACUACCGCCGAACUUAAUGGACGGCUGGGUGUUUCACGCUUAGAAAAAGUUCGACCCCUUCCGGACUUGUUCUACCAAUAUUAAAAUAUCCCACCUGGAGACUUGAAAGGGUGUUGUCUGAGACUCAGAUGGCGCUGCCAUUAGCAGCGCUAUUUUUACAAAUUACCAAAGGAGCUGUGUUGUCAAGAUGGUGUGAGAAAUUAAAAAAGAAUCAAAAGUUGUGACUUCCCAGAACAGUAUGAGUCCUUUAUUAACUAUUCUCUGGCUUGUUCUAGACAGAAUUAGUCGCUGCAUUCUGUUUAUUUUUAGAGCAUGCUGCUCCACAGACAUUCAAAACAAUUUUUUUUUAAACUCGGGAUUUUUGUCUCGUAAGCGACAUCAUGACCUCUCAUUUGCUGGAUUACGCUAUGUGCCACUAACUGUUUGUGUUAAUUUUAAAACUCAUUUUUUUUGUAAUGAAAUAGUUUCUUUCAUGCGAUGACAGUUUGUUAUCUGGACAAAAACAAACAAAAUCUUGUGACUAUAUAACUACUCGUGUGACCUCUAGUAGUGUGGAAGCAAAAGGGUGACUAUUCUCCCGCCUCCCUGUCAAGGAGCUGACAUGAGAAAAGCAGUCCUUGUGCGUCCUUCGUAACGGAAGUCUGUCUAAACAGCAACAGGCAUCAGUCAGGUGGCAUUUAGAAUAGUCAUCUCCAUAUCGUGAUAUGACGAGCACAAAAAAAAAAUAAAUAAAAAAAAUUGGUACGCCAACGCUUCUUAACAGAUUUGUUGACGUCACGGUUGUACGGUCGCUCCCUUUUGCGCCGUACAGUUUUGUCACGUGCACUGUAUAUUUAUGUCUGUAGGUAGACACAUUCCGUGUUCACAGUUCGUUUCCGCUGCUGAAGACACAAACUUCUUGAGAGACAGCACUACACUAGACGUCCAGCAGCUGCCGUGGUCCCGGGGUCAUGCAUGCCGUCGCGGGGGUUUGGCUUUGUCACGUGCAAGAUGUUGUGUGCUGUUCGUCGUUCUUGUCGUCAUUGCUCUUAUCUGCGAUUUUAGUGGAGUGUAUAUGUUGACCAGACACGCAUAGCCACUUUGGAAUGACCAACAUUGCUGGAUCUUGCUGUUUAAAGAACGCACGAACUUGCGAUUCUACGUUCCCUUUUUUAACUUUUUUUUUUUAACAAACAAAUUUUCUCGAGCGAUCGAGACAUACUGCUAUCUCAAAUACCUCGUAGCUAACUAAUCAGUAAAGUUUCAAUUUUUCUAUGUUGGAUUUAACCCCCACCCUACCACCGCAGUAGACAAUUAACGAAUAGACAUUUUUAGUUUCGUAGAAACAUUUUAUGGAAUUGUCAGCGGUUGUCAUGUUUACAUGUUAACUAGCCUCUCCGUGCAAACAUUCGAACAUAAAAUGUUGCAUUAAACGUGAUCACUUGCACUGAAUAUGUGGAUCAGGUACAUGAAAGCUGUUCAAACAGUCUUCGCUCCGAGCACAGUUUGCCGUGUCUUCAGGCUCCAUUAACUGUUAGCAAGCACGUGGGCUCCUGUGCCCUGCCCUGGGUGGUCGAGUUACAACAAACCUGCCCACCCUGCUGUGGAACUAGCAAUAUGCAAGAAUCACUCGCAAGAACGAAAUUCUAUACAAAUUACCAUAACCCCAUUCACUUCCACCCACUCCCUCCACGCAUCACUUUGUGUACUUACUCCUGUUGUUUAUAAAUUGUCAACUCGCAACUUCAGUUUUAUUUUAAUGUUCAGCUUGUUCUGUGUAAUUUUAGUUUGAAGUUUCCCUUUUCUCCCUUUCAGGGAAGGAACACUGUCCAAAUGCAGUGUACAGUACUAUGUACAGUUUUUUUAAAAGUCCCACCUCGUGCAACUUCCUAAUAAAUUCAUGAAGAGAGUAAGUGCACUAUACUGACCUGUGAUUAUUGAUAGACUAGCAUCGUGUGUCUGCAAGUGCUGUGGAUGAUGUUUUUGUGUAAACUGUUUGCAAAUGAAUGAUAUUCUUGACAUUACGCUGUUUAGAGAAUGUUGUACUAACAAUCAUGUAAAUAGCUUUUUUUGAAAGCAGUGGUUGUCUCUAGUCGUACGAAAUAAAACCGGCGCAGAAAAAAAUCAAAAUACUCUUUCUCUGUAAGUGAGAAGAUAGAAAACACUAGUUCCAGAUACUCGCUUUUUAUUUUUCUUUCAUCUUUUACAAAUUUUGGUGACGUGUGUGCCAUGUGUCACAAUCUUUAUUUCUGGUUAGUUAAUGUGUUUCAUGUAAGUUAGUUCCAGUCCAUAAUCUUUAUGAUAGAAAUAUUUUUGACAUCUCCAUUCUCACCUGCAUUCUAAGAAGGGCUGGAGGAACAUUUUCAAACAACCAGUCCGUGAGUGUUACAGGCGGUCGUCGUGUCCUCUGAUUUCCCAAAACCUGUUGUAAGUUCACUUCUCGUCAAAUUGUUUUUGCAGUCAAUAUAAGUGUUGGACCUUGCACAGUAUUUUGUCACUUCAAACUACUUUCUUGGCAUGUAGAAGUUUCACUUUCUGCGUUGGUUAUUUUUUUUAACAUAUUUUCCUCUCUCUCCCUCUAUGUUCUCGGUCAGUUUUGUGACAUUUAUUUUGUUAACAUAUUGAAAUUUUCAUAACCCAUUCUUGUUGCUAUGAUUCUGUCUGAUUCUACUCCAGUUACACGUCCUGAGUUUGGGUUUAGUUUUUGGAGUGGGUAAAACAAAUGUUUGAGUCAAGUAACACAGCGGAGACUGCCUUUUUGUCCGAGCUGUAACGAGGACGAUGAAAAUGUAAUGAUAGUAACCGAGACCUAAAGUGACUACAUACAGAACUGAAAGGGAGCAAAUGCCAAGUUUCAACGCAUUCUUUGCUAAGCAGCCUAUUACAUCUACGGUUGGAAAACGGCGCCUCUUGAGGUUUGCAUCGAUCCUCUCCUGAACCUUGUUUUCGUAGCUUCUGCUUAUCCAUCGAGAGCAGCAAGUGAACACGCAACCUUUUAUUUUCUGUAGUAAUUGUACUCAUCGAAAACAAAGCUUACUUUUAGCUUAUUUAUUACAUCUGAAAAUUUACGGCACAAUGUUCAGUUCAGAUCCUGUUACUUGUAGUCCGUGUGUUGAAGAACUCGCUUUAACAUUCUUAUCUACCCCCACAAUUACAAAGUUCGCGAGGACAUUCAUACCAUGGCACUGUCAGUGACCAUUAAUAUGUUGAUCGUUGAUACAACUCCAAACAGGAGAUGAGCUUAGUACUUAGCUCAUAAACAAAACAAUGACCCACUCCCCAAACCGCACAAGGAAGAAAGAUUAAUCUCACAAGCUAUCAUAGAAUCUGAGCCAUCGCACUCCACACAACAUCCAGUGUCGCUUGAGGUCCAUCUCGUCACACUGAUCACUCCACUGACUCUGGGUAGGACGAUGGUGUGGGACGGUAUGUUCACACUCCCAUCUUUUCCCCUCCCCCACAAAGACCAUUGCAGAGUAGCCUGACCCCUAACACUCUCAAAUGUGACAAAACGGCGACCACGUGGUCACAAGAGUACCCAGGCUGGGGGUAAGACUGGUAAAGACCGGCGCAUGGCGUAUGAUCGACAAGACGGUGGUGAGACCAGUGGAGAACUAAGUUGUGUCUUACCACGGAAGUUGCUCGUGUCUUAAUCCAAACCACUCCCCGACAUAUAAAUCUUUACUACUUUCAUGGGAAAUAUUUAUUGGUGGUGGUGGUGGAAUAGAGGGUUGGGGAUAUGAAAGAGAAUGAAAUCCAGAUGAUACGUCUUUGGCAUUCUGAGGCACCAACGUGGACUUUAAUAUCCUAGCAAUGUCGACAUAAUAUUCUGUGAUGACAUUGUAAUUGCUGAUUAUUUUAUAUCUAGUAUUUUCUAAAGGCAGUUAUUAUCCUCUUCAUCAUCAUUGACGCUCAGACCACACAACUGCGCAUCAUGCCAAAUUCUGUCUCAACCGCUACAUUAAUUUCCAGAAGUAUUGUCACAUUACUGAGAUUUUUAUGUUAGGCCCUCACCAUCUCGCUAAAUAAGAACUGAUUAUGAAAACAAGCAUGUUCUUGUCCAUCUCCUGACGAUUGUUGGCAUAAUUUUAUGAAAGUUUUUCGAUGAGGACAGGUCACAAAAGGUCUGCUGUUCAACCCCCCUCACCUGAGAUGCAGAAAAGAUGAUGUCAAAAAUCAUGCUAGAAACCGAUCACAAGAACGACAGGACAAUCCUACAAUAUCCUUUAUACUCCAUAUUCUUCCCCUCCAUUUUUAGAUGCACCUUUACCCUCUUCAUCUACGACAAACACUUCUUGUCCUCGUUCUGCUGGCGUUCGGUCCUGUCCAACCCAGUCUCACGAAAUGUAGGCGUGAACCACCCUGUAAUUGUUGUACAUAUGCCAUUGUGACUCCUGCUUAUUCCACCCGUGAAAGUACUUUAAUAAAAGCACCCGCGCAGAGACAGUCUUCGCUUUUGUUCGGUAACUUUCUGGACCUCACAUUCGUCUCACACCCAGAUUUGUUUUCACAAUUAUCUACGAUUCGUCUCCUACGAGUGGAAAACCGUUUAACACGUAGACCAUGUCUAGACUUGUGUAUCAGCUCCAACAUUCACCUUUCAUUUUUAUUUUGAAUUGACACUGUUUUCAAGGCUAAAGGUAUGAAGAAGACUAAAAGGGACUGCUUUAGUAUAGGAACAGGGUCGUUGACGAAAUGGGAGGAGGGGGGCAUGUUGAAAAUAGCCUUUAUAUUUUGUCAUAUGAAAUUAAACACACUGUUCAAGAA
Molecule: messenger RNA, 12038 nt
Organism: Pomacea canaliculata
Lineage: Eukaryota; Metazoa; Mollusca; Gastropoda; Architaenioglossa; Ampullariidae
Product: sal-like protein 3
Exons: 5
Coding region: 2513-7237 (1574 amino acids)
Biological process (GO): regulation of transcription by RNA polymerase II
Cellular component (GO): nucleus
Molecular function (GO): DNA-binding transcription factor activity, RNA polymerase II-specific; RNA polymerase II cis-regulatory region sequence-specific DNA binding
Source: RefSeq, a predicted model, not a curated record